Messenger RNA from Xenia sp. Carnegie-2017, 1053 nucleotides. RefSeq lists its product as uncharacterized. The transcript has a single exon. Gene Ontology annotation, molecular function: monoatomic cation channel activity. Bases 70 to 861 code for a protein of 263 amino acids. NCBI's taxonomy places the organism in Eukaryota, Metazoa, Cnidaria, Anthozoa, Malacalcyonacea, Xeniidae. The record is from RefSeq and is a predicted model, not a curated record.
ACUGUGACACGUACCACUUUGUAGUACUCUGCUCUGUUCGAUUAAAAUUCUUACUGUAAUACGAAAGCAAUGGCGAGCUCACUGGUUUCAUUUGUCAAGAAUUUGUUUCCUGGAGGACCUAGAACGGCAGCAUUUAAGACUCUAGCCUCAAUUGUUGGGUUCUGGUCUCUGGAAAAGUUACUUGAGAGUAAACAAAGUUACUACUGUCCAACGGAAGGUUAUACUCUGUAUGGUGGACUGUUUCUCUUUGCUCCAGUCUUGUGUAUGAUUAUAUUAUGUCUUAUAUUUAAUAAAACGUUUUGGGAUUCCUUUGCUGAUUGGUUUCGUGGAAAUCUCAGAGCUAUAGAUUUAUGUAGAAAUUGCUGUCAUGUUUUGCUCAACUCGCUCGUGAUUGUUUUUGCGUGGCUUAUAAUAGCUUUUGCAUCCACAGAUUAUUUGGUUUGUUUUUGUGUCGGUGGAAAGCCAGAUCCUGAAGUAGCUGCUAAAAUAAAACGAUUCUCAACAAUCCUCGCCUGGUUGUUAUUAAUCUGUGCAUUGUUGUUGGCAUUUUUUUAUAAAAUUAUUGUGAAUUGCUGCUGUUCAAGGGUGACGUUAUUUCCGGACUACAAAAGAAUCGAAGCAUUAGCUGUAUUGAAAACAUUGAGGAAAGAAGCUAAACGAAAGGUCGAAGAAGAAGGUGAACAAAAAGCGAAAAACAUUUUGGAAACUAAUGAUAAUAAAUCAGCCUUGGUAGUCGUCGAUGAGGCAGAGAAGUGGUACAAGAAUAAAUAUUUACGUGUAAAUAACAACUUUUGUUCUUAUGAAGACGUCAAGGAAACGGACGAGGAAGAUAAUACACCCAAGCAAAUUUUAAUUUUUUAAUUUCUAAAUAAGAAUAGAAAUUAUAAAAUGAAUGUUUACAUGUUCAGAAUGCUGAACCAAGCAAUAACUUUGUACUGUUUGUUUGUGAAAAACGUUAAUUGCAAUUUUAAAGUCUUUGUAUUUCACUGUUGAAAAGAUAUUUUUAUUACAUGUGUAAGAUUAUCUGGAAUAAAGAUCUCGAUGCCUGUAGUA